Messenger RNA from Suillus bovinus, 3780 nucleotides. RefSeq lists its product as uncharacterized. Gene Ontology annotation, cellular component: cytoplasm. The record is from RefSeq and is a predicted model, not a curated record. Bases 1 to 3780 code for a protein of 1259 amino acids. Lineage: Eukaryota; Fungi; Basidiomycota; Agaricomycetes; Boletales; Suillaceae. Gene Ontology annotation, biological process: regulation of ARF protein signal transduction; regulation of GTPase activity. Gene Ontology annotation, molecular function: guanyl-nucleotide exchange factor activity. The transcript is spliced from 5 exons.
AUGGUUGGCUUUCUGGGCGCAGGAAGUAGGAAUUCCCCAGCAACUGAUAUCAGCCAUCCUGAUACUACUCUGAACCCGCCGCCCCAUGCUAAUGGAAGUGCUGCUCGCGUCUUCGACAAGUCUGCACCCAAUCAAUCAGCCGGCCACCAAUCUCAGAGUACUAGUGACAACAGUCAUGGUCCCUUUCGUUUCUUUUCGCUUCCUCACUGGACACGAAAGGUACUACCUACCACCGUAUCUGCUCGCCGGAGUCUAGCUGGUAUGCCCUCUGAUGAACUCGGCGUCAUUGGGAGAAACUCCUUAAAGCUUAUGCUGGAUAAGGAGCUCCCGCCCACGCCUCCGAUUCAAAGAGUAGCGGGCAAUCCCGACUCCGUAGAAACGUCCUUGGACGCAUUCUCCCCCAUAUCCACAAACAGAUCCGCCCCCUCACCUACCUUACCAACAGCAAACACAUCUCCAACUUCCGCUGAACCCAGACCUACACAGCCAAUGCUAUAUUUCGAUGUACAUCAUAAUGAUGUUUCCCGCGGAGUGAAUACAGUGUCUUUUGUCACUAAUUCACCUAUGGGCAUCGACCAGCGCAACUCGACCCCCCCGCUACGACACACCAGAAGUACUCAAUCAUUCCUUUCACAUAAACAGACAGACCGGUCAACACAGCCUCUCGACGAUGCAGAUAGAGUUCGCGGUUUUUCUUUCGGCCAGAGGUUAUCUAGUUCCAGACGAAAAGAUACGGAACCACCACCGACUGGUGAAAACGACAAAGCAUCAUCUGUUCGUCGGGUAUCGACCAAAUCUUCGCAGCAGCUGCUUUCAGUUCCGUUUGAUCCUCUCUCCCUACCAGCAUUGCAGACAUCACCAUUCCACAUAGACUUCCAUUCGGACACUCCUGCAUCUUCUCGGCAGCCACCGAAACGAUCCGCUUCAAGAUUAACACGAAGUCACUCAGAGAAGUUCUCCAGACGUUCGUCCCCCUCCAACUCCGAAGCACCUGCAUUACCCAGUAUUCUAUCAGCAUUUGAUUUGUCCCAGCAUCAUUCAACGACUGCCGAUCCAGCAAUUCCUUCGCAUCAACCACCCUGUCCCAAGCUGCGCCGCCCCUUGACUGCCGAUUCCGUUCGUUCACGCACUCGUUCAUUUUUUACUCUAUCUCCACAGACAACAUCCGGUCCUUCCACACAUACCCCACACUUUCGAAACGCACACGCAAAUCUCACCUCGUCUACCUCCGCCAAUGAUGUAAAUAAUCGACCACGUUCUGCUACGAAUCCACCUCUCCUGCACAGGCUUUCGAUCAAUUUUUUUGCAGCAUCCACUGCAUCAACAAAAUCCGGGACAGUUUCCGGCAGUACCAUAAUUGCUUCGCCAGUUUCUCGAUCCCGUCCCCAACUGCUCUCAUCGGUACCAUCCGAGGAGCUGAGACCUCAGCAGGACGAGUUACCCGAGGCUUUCCUGCAGAGACUUUCCUCUCUUGUUGGUAAAGCUGAUAUUGCGGGGUUGUUGGGAUCAAGUGCGGAAGCCAAGUAUGUAACUGCCCUCAAACUUUACAUCGGGAAGUUCUCUUUUACUGGAGAUCCUCUGGAUGUUGCUCUGCGUCGGCUUUUGAUGCACAUUGGUCUUCCCCGGGAAACACAGCAAAUCGAUAGGGUGAUUGAAGCUUUUGCAAAGCGUGCUUCUAUGAUAAUAUUGUUUUCGCUCCUUUCAUAUAUCGAGGACCCUAUGGAUCCCCCUCGGCUAUCAAUUGAUGGCAGUCUUUCGCGACCUCCUACUUCCGCUGGAGUUCCAAUGACACCAAUAGGAGGUACUCUGCUGAGCAGACCAAAAAUUGAUCCAUAUUAUCUCAUCACCAAUCACUUACUCGAUUCGCUCCGCGUGAAUGUUGAACAGCACAUACCCUUAGACAACCCAUACUGUUGGAAGGGAACAAAGGGCUCCUGGAAUAAUGACGAACUUUGGUCUGCCUUUGACCAAGGAGAUGCGAUAGAGAUCACUUGCUUUGAACAGAAUCGCUUGCCUUCUGGGUUGUUCGGCCUCGGCGUCUCUAGUCCAUCACUUAUGGGAACAAACGCACUUCCUGGUUUCUUACCACCCCAGAAAGAAACUUGGCGGCUCAAGCUGUCGAAAGUUUCUGUUUUGAACCGCAAAGACGAGAUCUUGGAAGGUGGUAAAAAACCCUCGAACCGCAAGUGGAAGUCGUUUGGUGUUGCUUUGACGACUUCGCAAGUUCUUAUUUUUCGCGAUCCAUCAUGGGCUGCCACUUUUCUGUCAUCCUCAGAUUGUUCCAGAAGUUCAACCAUGCAUUGCAAACCCGAUGAAGUUUUGUCAGUGAAGGACGCACUCGCUGUAUUCGAUCGGUCAUAUCAAAAGCAUUCAAACACUUUUCGCCUGGCCCUCGCUGAUGGACGCCAGAUCUUGUUUCAGGCUUCAAGUGAAGUGGAGGUCAAUCAAUGGGUUUCGCGUAUCAACUAUGCUAGUGCUUUCAAGUCUGCUGGUAUACGAAUGCGUCCCCCUGGCAUGACAGGCAGGGAGGUGACGCUAACUGGGGUGGCUGCUGCACAAUCAUAUCUCCAAGACUUACGGGUAGUGCGGCAAUCCCAGCCCAAAAUUCGAUCAUGGGGCUCUCGAAGCUCACUCAUCCGUGACACCAAGUCGGCCGGAGAAAGUACAGAAGAUAUUGGCGAGCGAUUAAACCCAGAGGGACUUGAAGCUCGGCAUGAUAUCACCCAUGAGCCUCCUGCCGUGCGUGAGAUAGAGGGAGCAUCCCAAUUCAAAGCUACUUUCGACAAAGUGAAAGCGCAAUUGGCUGCUGCCCGGCUCAGUCUGGGUGAUCAGUCAUUGUCCUCGAAUGACGUCCUUGAUGUUGCUGUUCCUUGCCCUGCGCAUCGCCCUUCCCUGACAUCCGACGGCAAUCCCUUUCCACAAAGCAAUCGCACUAUCCUCCUCCAAUCCACUAUCGGCGAUCUCGAAGAUCGGAUUUGUAUAGCACAGCCACUUCUCGAAACGAAGAUGCACUUCGCUCGCAACAUAGCAAUUUUGACACCCUUCCAACGGUCAACGCGAGAUCGGCUUCAAGAUGCAGUACAAAAUGUAGCAAAGCAAGUCUGCCAGUUGCGUCUGGAGAUUGCUAGGCUCAUUUGUCACCGCAAUGUCCUGCUAAAUGAUGUUGCAGCAGAAGAGCGAGGGUUCACGCAGGCUGCUACAGUUGCUUUGAACGCAGCCAUGGAUACUUUGCAGAGUCGAGGACAAUGCAUCCCUGGGCCGGUACCCCAUGAUGGACCGCUGGACGUGUCGUUGCCGCAAUCAUCUUCCAAGGCCAUACCUAAUUCUUUGGAGCCCUCCAUCGACGAGUCCUUCCGGUCUGCUCUAGACUUUGGUCCAGACUGGCCGACCAACUACACAUUUUCUGUGUCAAACGUCUUAGAGACACCGAAGAUCACGGAUUCCCCUCUCACUGAAGGGGAAGGCUCAGGAUACCCGUUCCUAGAGGCUGACACCAGUUUCUCGGAGUCUCGGAAGGCUCAUUCUAUUCGGAGCUCUCUAGAGUUAUCCGUGCAAGACAGCAGCACUCCCCAUUCUAUCUACGAGAAGUUUUACACAGCGCAAGAGUCGCCUGAAGAACAAGCUGAGGAAUGGAACAAGACUCGAGCAGCGAAACGUGUUUCGCUGGUAAAAUUACCCCCAGACAUUCGACUGUCGGCGAUGUUUGGCAAGACUCAACGGAAUGGUUGUAAUGAUCUGAUGAUAUCCACGGUGACCCGGGAGGAUUCUUCUUUUGGAUAG